GAACUUGCAAUAUAAAUUCACCUGUUCAAUUCCAAAAUUUUUCAUUGUAUAAGAUUUCACUGAACUUGAUAUUUUAUAAGAAACGAAAUGACGACUCCAGUUUUGUACACGACGGAUGCUAGUCCUCCGUGUCGAGGAGUUUUACUGACAGCUGCUGCCCUCGGAGUUGUCUUAGAUUUUCGUCAAAUAAACCUUUUUAAUGGUGAACAACUUACUCCUGAAUUUUUGAAGAUUAAUCCAUUACACACAAUUCCAACUCUAGAUGACAAUGGCUUUUAUCUUUGGGACAGUCACGCAAUUAUGUGCUACUUGGCUGAUAAAUAUGGUAAUAAUGAUGCGGUUUAUCCGAAAGAUCUGCAAUUGAGAGCAAAAGUUAAUCAAUUCUUGCAAUUUGACAAUGGAUAUUUAUUUUCUACUAUGAGAAGUAUUUUUUACGGAAUUUUCGCAGGAGAACCAAAAGUUCAAGCUGAAAAAGUUGCGAAACUAAAUGAUGCUUACGACUCUUUGGAAAAACUUUUAGAAGGUCGCAAUUGGUUGGUGGGCGAUUCUUACACUUUGGCUGAUAUUAGUGUUGUUACAACCGUUACUACAUUGGAGGCAAUGAGACCAUUCGACAAUUAUCCGAAUAUAAAAGCAUGGGUGAAAAGAUGUGAAGAGACAAUUCCGGGAUAUGCUGAGAAUAAUUCACCAGGAGUAAAAGCAGUUCAUGGAUUUAUUAAGAGCAAAAUUCCAGAACCUAUAAAAAUGUCAAGACCUAUUUUAUAUACUGCGGACAUAAGUCCUCCGUGUAGAGGUGUUUUAUUAGCAGCAAAAGCUAUUGGACUUGAAUUAGAAACUCGUGAAACUAAUCUUCAAAGUCAAGACAAUAUGAAACCAGAAUUUGUUAAGAUGAAUCCACAACACACUAUUCCUACUUUGGAUGAUAAUGGAUUUAUACUUUGCGACAGUCAUGCAAUUAUGAAAUAUUUAGUUCUAAAGUAUGGCAAAAAUGAUUCUUUGUAUCCAAAGGAUCUUCAGACUCAGACAAAAAUUGAUCAAUUUCUUCAUUUUGAUACUGGAUAUCUGUUUGGUACAUUGAGAGCCGUUGCGAGACCAAUGUUUUUAUCUGGCAAAUACAAUGUUACGGAUGAAAAAAUUGAUAUUCUAAACAAUACGUAUGAAAUUUUCGAAAAGUGCCUUGAAGGGAAAAAAUGGUUGGUCGGCAAUUCUUAUACUUUGGCUGAUAUCAGUUGUGUUUCAACUCUUUCCAGUCUUAUGGCUUUGAGACCUUUGGACAAAUAUCCAAAUAUUCAAGCUUGGUUGAAAUUGUGUCAAGAUAAUCUUCCGGGUUAUGCUGAGAAAAAUGAUCCUGGAAAUCAGCAAUUGCAUAAAUUUUUCAUUAAUCUUUUGCCUCAUCCUCUCUAAUUUCGAUUUUGAUUCUCGUUAAUUUUUUAAUCACAAUUUUUAUUUCUUGUGAUGUCUCUAAAUUUUGUGUCGACGCUUAAGCGUUGGGAAUAUUGUUUUUAAGUAAUAUAUUUUGCAAAAUAAAAAAUUUCAUUGAAAUAAUAAAAA
Molecule: messenger RNA, 1551 nt
Organism: Leptopilina heterotoma
Lineage: Eukaryota; Metazoa; Arthropoda; Insecta; Hymenoptera; Figitidae
Exons: 11
Coding region: 88-1404 (438 amino acids)
Biological process (GO): glutathione metabolic process
Molecular function (GO): glutathione transferase activity
Source: RefSeq, a predicted model, not a curated record